Messenger RNA from Penicillium canescens, 1029 nucleotides. RefSeq names its product MBL fold metallo-hydrolase. The transcript has 5 exons. The coding region runs from base 1 to 1029 and encodes 342 amino acids. The record is from RefSeq and is a predicted model, not a curated record. Lineage: Eukaryota; Fungi; Ascomycota; Eurotiomycetes; Eurotiales; Aspergillaceae.
AUGCAAAGCAUUUCUAUUGAUCCACGAAAGAAGCAUGCUCCAACCCGUGACAUGCUAAUCCCGACUUUCUCUGCUCAACUUCCUCCAGCCAAAGAGAUCAAGGUUCAUCCAUCCAACGCAGGAGAGGAGAAUGCUUCCCUUUUCUUCGUAGGGACCGCUACAACAAUUAUCGAAUGGGCCGGUAUCCGGUUGAUGACUGACCCUAAUUUCCUCCACGCGGGCGACCAUGUCCAUCUCGGACCAGGUGUGACGAGUGAACGCCUGACUAAUCCAGCUGUCGACCUCCACGACCUCCCUCGAAUCGACUUAAUACUUCUCUCCCACUAUCAUGAGGAUCACUUUGAUAAGGAGGUUGAGGCCUCUUUGAGGCGAGAUCUUCCCAUUAUCACCACGCCACAUGCAAAAGCGCACCUCGAGUGUAGGAAUGAGGACCCAUUUACUAGUGUGUUUUCGGUCGACCAUUUUGAGAAGAUCGGAGUCGGUAUCGAGGGAGCGAACGGUUCAAAGCAACCCCAACUGCGUGUCAUUGGGAUGCCGGGCAAACAUGUGCCUCCCAAUGGAAUUAUGGAGAAAUUUAAUGAUAUAGUCAGAGCCAUUCCCCCAACCAAUGGUUGGAUGCUCGAACUAGGUCACGGCGAACCGAAUAUGUCAGACUUUUCCUGCGGUUAUCGUAUCUACAUAUCGGGGGAUACACUCAUGGUGGACGAGCUCAAGGAAAUCCCAAAACGAUACGCAGGCCACAAGAUUGACCUGAUGCUCGCCCACCUUGGGGGCACUACUAUUCCCUCCCCGUCUGUUGGGAGACUUAUAAAGCCGCUAGCAUUGAUGGUUACCAUGGACGCAGAACAAGGUUUGCAAUUGAUUCGGCUGAUACAGCCAGACCUCACGAUUCCGAUUCACUACGACGACUACGAUGUGUUUGCGAGUCCACUAGAAGAUUUCCUUCGUGCCGUCGAGGCGGCGGGUUUAACGCAUAAAGUAGUGUUUCUAGAUCGCCAUGACCAGUAUCGUUUUCAGGUCAGGGGAUAG